This is a messenger RNA of Folsomia candida, 2488 nucleotides long. RefSeq lists its product as uncharacterized. The record is from RefSeq and is a predicted model, not a curated record. Bases 152 to 2365 code for a protein of 737 amino acids. The transcript has 6 exons. NCBI's taxonomy places the organism in Eukaryota, Metazoa, Arthropoda, Collembola, Entomobryomorpha, Isotomidae. Gene Ontology annotation, molecular function: protein binding.
AUUCAUUUCAUUCCAAAAAAUUCUAACAGAUUUGUUAAUUUCAGUAAUUUCAUAAUAGUUUUUCACUUGACUGAUUUUUCUUCUGUCCUCAUAAAUGUGCACAUAUUCUUAAAAUUCGUCAGUGUGAGACACCUCAUCGCUCAAAUUUGCAAUGGGCAAGAAUUUGGAACAGCCGGAUGACCAACUAUAUUGGAGAGAUAAACGCCUUCGUGACCGCUUGGGAUUUGCUCUGGAACACGAUAAGCUCUACAAGGAUAUACAUUUCCUCCUCGGAAAACAGGAAAUCCGAAUUUCUGCUCACAAAUUAAUCCUGAGACUCAGCUCAGUCGUUUUUGAAAAUAUAAUAACUGCCCAUGAACAGCAAGGAAUUGAUGAAAUUCGACUGCCCAACACAUCACCAGAGGUGUUCCGUAAAUUAUUAAAAUUUGUCUACACGGACGAAAUAGAAAUGUUCGACUUGUCCAAAUUUCUCGAUGCGGCUAGGGAAUUUGGUUUCUCGAAAUUGGAUGAACAAGUUCUCCAGGUUCUCAAAAAGACUAAACUAAAUGUGGACAAUGCAGCAUACCUACUCGACAUUGGAAAACAAAUGAACGACAAGGAACUGGAGAGCAAUAGUCUGAAUUACAUUGUAAACAAUGGGAAACAAGUUUUAAAUUCGUCUAGUUUCGUGCAAAUCUCUCAUCUUGGCCUUUGUCAGAUCUUACUUGAAGAUAGAUUAGCUGUUGACGAGUUAGAAGUUUUCAAAUCAACUAUGAGAUGGGCAGAAUUUCAAUGCACUAAAUCAACUUUAUCUCCAAGUUCGGAGAAUAUCAGGGAAGUUUUAAAAGAUGCUCGGCUCUAUAUACGUUACUUUCAAAUUGACUAUGAAGAUUUCCUAUCUCAAGUAAAACCAACAGGGAUUUUAGCUAGUUCGGAAUUUAUUCAAGUUUGUAAACAUUUUGCGGAUCCUACAGUGAAUCUGUUAGGGUUGCCCAUAAAACCACGAGCUGUUUUGCCUUCAGUCCAGAAGAAGCAGAUAAUUAAACAAAAUAUUGAAUAUGACGACAUGAUACCAGCCAAGUUAGCGAAAGUAGAUGACAAAAUUUCGAAUGGUCCACCACCACCGGAAGACGACCGAACAACAGAAUUUCGAAUGUUUUCAACAUUUAUUGACUUUCGCGAAUUACUCGAUUCUAUUCAGCAGCGAUAUGGAGUUUCAAAAGUGAUACUCCACGAUGUAAUCGUACAAAAUGCAGAGUGUUAUCGAGGUCGACGUGUACAUUUACCCAAUUUGGAUACGUUUUACUUUUACUUGAAGCCAGAUGAUCCAGCCCUGGCACCUCCUGCAUUACUCCCUGAUCGAAGCUUUAUGUGUGGACUAAGUAGCAAAGAUUUCCUGUUUUUCGAAAAGAAUAGAAUAGUUCCAUGGGAGUUUAAAGAUUUGUGGGGAUUAGGUAUUGAAAUUCUUUUACAUGUCAAGGGCCUAAGAAUACUAGACAUAAAUCAAUCCAGAAAGGAGCUUACCUUAUCAUUUCCUCAUGUAGUGGAAGCUGCAGAAAUUUUUUACAGCCUGACCGAAGAGACUGAAUUGAAAUCAUUGUGCGUAACUGCAUCAAAUUUUGCCGAAGUCGAAGAUGCGUACAUCAGCAGCAUGGAUUUAUGUAGCGUAUUUUCAGCCACAUCCAAUAAACUCACAACUUUGGUUCUUCAAGGAGUGGAAUUCAAGAAUCCAAUUUCAGCCAUCAAGUUUAUAAACCUGUUUCCGAAUCUCAAAUAUUUAAGUUUAUACAUUGUCAACAAUAUUUCAAUCGAUUUCCAAAUAGAUUUACAGCAACGAGCAACUCUUGAAAAAAUUACUUUAUCCAAGGUUGAUAUCAAAACUUACAAAAAAAGAAAAGGAGUCAUACCAUUUGUUAAAUGUGAAGAAUUAUAUCUAGAUGUAUGCUCAUGGCCUCCAGUUUUCGGAGAACACUUUUCGUUGUUAUUUCCGAACCUGAGGAAAGUUGUCAUAAGAUCUAUGGGCCAUUGUCGUUGUUCAGCUCGGUUGUUUACGGAACUACUGGAAAUAAAACCACUUAAACACAUUGCAAUAUGUACAUAUCCUGGUCCUGAAGAUCCUGCUUUCAACAAUCCAAACUUGAAUAUUUUCUUGCCUCCCAAUGGUGUAAGUAAAAAAGCAGUGUUCAACUUUCUUACCAAAGCGGGUGUGCAACUUAAUGCGGAAGGACCAGAAGUACCAAAUUUCAUUCUGGAAAAGAAUUUCGACGCAAACAAAUGGAAAACUAUACCAGACGCAGAAAACGACCUACUGGAUCAAAUGCACUUUGAGUUAUCCAUGUUGGACAGGUUCUUUGAUGAUAGGUACAUAACCAAGUUAGUUCAUUAAUUAAUGAUAUGUACAUUAUUUAUUAUAUUAUAUAGUUAUACAAAACUACUCUGUACUUGUUCCUGCAUUUACUUUUUAUUCUGUGAUAAUACACCAAAAUAUUUUCAUCAUGACCCCUAGUAA